AUGCAUUUUACCAAGGCCAUCUUCUCCGUCUUUGCCUUCUCCGCUCUGGCAUCUGGUGCCCUCUUCGAGCGCGAGCUCUACGAGCGUGAGCUUGAUGGCGAGGACCCUAUCAUGAUCGUCCGAGAGCUCCGCGAGGACUACCUUGAGGCUCGUGACAGCUUCAUUGAGGCACGCGACUUGUUCCUUCGCGCCCCCUCGUUGGGAACCUGCCGUAGCGCCGGUACGCACACCAAGGCCCUGCAGUGCAGAGUCAGCACCGAUAACUGCGGUCCUUGCAAGGAGGGACAGAAGGUUGGCGACGGUUGCUUCUGCAAACCGGACUAUGUGCGAAAGCAGGAUGGAAAACUCCCUUCGGUCAAGUCGGUGACCGGUAAGAAGACCAAGCAAUAA
Clonostachys byssicola is the source of this 390-nucleotide messenger RNA. The record is from the annotation of a GenBank genome assembly. NCBI's taxonomy places the organism in Eukaryota, Fungi, Ascomycota, Sordariomycetes, Hypocreales, Bionectriaceae.